Oncorhynchus tshawytscha (Chinook salmon) is the source of this 10195-nucleotide messenger RNA. Its product is annotated as voltage-dependent L-type calcium channel subunit alpha-1D-like. Gene Ontology annotation, biological process: calcium ion import across plasma membrane. Gene Ontology annotation, molecular function: high voltage-gated calcium channel activity. Lineage: Eukaryota; Metazoa; Chordata; Actinopteri; Salmoniformes; Salmonidae. The transcript is spliced from 49 exons. The coding region runs from base 381 to 6797 and encodes 2138 amino acids. Gene Ontology annotation, cellular component: membrane; voltage-gated calcium channel complex. The record is from RefSeq and is a predicted model, not a curated record.
UGGCGAUAAGCAGCGCUGCAUAGCGGACGAGGAUGCUCUGUUCUCCCCCGCAUACACUCUCCUGUCUCAUGCUUUCCACGAUCAACAUGGAAGGGCUUCAUUAAUGCCCCUGCCCCCAAGCUAAUGAAUUAUAACUCGCCGUUUGAGACUGGACUUGCGUUAAAGCACUGGACUUUCCCUACCGAGUGGAUAACGCUGAGGUAUCUGCCGAAUAAUAAGUCUUCAGAAAAGAGGCAAAUUAUGCCAGCAGCACCAGAGUCCCUCCCUCUGGUGACGUGCCAGCCCAUUGGUCAGACCGCCCUGUGCCCCUCAUUUAGCCCCGCCCUCUCUCCUGGCAGAUCCAUGCUGCUGGACACGCCCCACAGAGCCACGCCCACACCAUGAGUGCCAACGGGCCAGCCAACGCCCCUGCGGCCCCGGCUGCAACCCCAGUUGCCCCGCCGGUGCCCAGUCCGGUAGCCGCCCCUCCGGCUGCCCCGGUCCCAGUGCCGACUGUCCCGGUGGGCGCAUUGGCACAGAAGAAGCGGGCGCAGUACGCCAAAAGCAAGAAGCAGGGGAGCAACGCCAACACCAGGCCAGCCAGGGCCCUGUUCUGCCUCAAACUCAACAAUCCCAUACGAAGAGCCUGCAUCAGCCUGGUAGAGUGGAAGCCAUUUGAUAUCUUUAUAUUAAUAGCUAUUUUUGCCAACUGUAUGGCCUUAGCUGUGUACAUCCCCUUCCCUCAGGAUGACUCCAACUCCACCAACCAUGACCUGGAAACGGUAGAACAUGUCUUCCUCGUCAUUUUCACUAUCGAAACCUUUCUGAAGAUUAUCGCCUACGGUUUAGUGGCGCACCAGAACGCGUAUGUGAGAAACGGAUGGAACAUGCUGGAUUUUGUCAUCGUCGUUGUCGGGCUGUUCAGUGUUGUCCUGGAGCUUUUGACCAAAGACUCUGUUGAGACGAAGGAGGAAGCGGAGGCGGGUGCGGCUGCGGCGGCAGCUGCGGCGGCAGCGCUCCACCCCUCCGCCCAAGGCCACGGGGGAAAGUCGGGCGGCUUCGACGUCAAAGCCCUCCGAGCCUUCCGUGUGCUGCGACCCCUACGCCUGGUCUCAGGAGUGCCCAGUUUACAGGUUGUGUUGAACUCCAUUAUUAAAGCCAUGGUUCCUCUCCUCCACAUCGCCCUGCUGGUCCUGUUUGUCAUCAUCAUCUACGCCAUCAUCGGCCUUGAGCUCUUCAUUGGUAAAAUGCACGCUACCUGCUUCUUCCCCAGCACAGGCAUGAUAGCGGAGGACGAGCCGGCUCCAUGUGCGAUCUCAGGGCACGGGCGCCAGUGUCCCAUCAAUGGCACCGAGUGCAGGGAGGGCUGGCACGGCCCCAACGACGGCAUCACCAACUUUGACAACUUCCUGUUCGCCAUGCUGACCGUGUUCCAGUGUAUCACCAUGGAAGGCUGGACGGACGUGCUCUACUGGAUGAAUGAUGCUAUGGGUCUAGAGCUUCCAUGGGUCUACUUUGUAUCUCUGGUCAUCUUCGGCUCCUUCUUUGUUCUGAACCUGGUUCUGGGAGUGUUGAGCGGAGAGUUCUCCAAGGAGAGAGAGAAGGCCAAGGCUCGUGGAGACUUUCAGAAACUGAGAGAGAAGCAACAGCUGGAUGAGGACCUCAAGGGCUACCUGGACUGGAUAACUCAGGCCGAGGACAUCGAUCCAGAGAACGAGGACGAGGAGGGCUACGAGGAGGGCAAACGCAACCGGGUGACUCUGGCUGACCUCACAGAGAAGAAGAAAGGAAGCAGGUUUGGGUGGUUCAGCCAGUCCUCCGACACUCAUGUGAGUAUACCAGCCAGUGAGACGGAGUCGGUGAACACAGAGAACGUGGCCGAGGAUGAGGUGAAGACACCGUGCUGCGGACCUUUUUGUCAAAAAAUUUCAAAGUCAAAGUUCAGUCGGCGCUGGCGUCGCUGGAACAGGUUCUGCCGCAGAAAGUGCCGGGUGGCGGUGAAAUCGGUGCCUUUCUAUUGGCUGGUGAUCAUCCUGGUGUUUCUCAACACGCUCACCAUCUCCUCCGAGCACUACAACCAGCCUGACUGGCUCACACAAGUACAGGACGUGGCAAACAAGGUUCUGCUGGGCAUGUUUACGUGUGAGAUGAUGACCAAGAUGUACAGUCUGGGCCUGCAGGCCUACUUUGUGUCCCUGUUCAACCGAUUUGACUGCUUCGUGGUGUGUGGAGGCAUCACCGAGACCAUCCUGGUGGAGCUGGCCAUCAUGUCUCCUCUGGGCAUCUCCGUGUUCCGCUGUGUCCGCUUGCUCAGGAUCUUCAAGGUCACACGUCACUGGCAGUCUCUCAGUAACUUGGUGGCGUCGCUGCUCAACUCCAUGAAGUCCAUCGCCUCGCUGCUGCUCCUGCUCUUCCUCUUCAUCAUCAUCUUCUCCCUGCUGGGCAUGCAGGUGUUCGGGGGCAAGUUCAACUUUGACGAGACACAGACCAAGAGGAGCACCUUCGAUAACUUUCCCCAGGCACUGCUCACUGUGUUUCAGAUCCUGACAGGUGAAGACUGGAACGCUGUGAUGUAUGACGGCAUCAUGGCGUACGGCGGCCCUUCUUCCUCGGGGAUGAUCGUCUCCUUCUACUUCAUUAUCCUCUUCAUCUGCGGAAACUACAUCCUGCUGAACGUCUUCUUGGCUAUCGCUGUGGACAACCUGGCAGACGCAGAGUCUCUCAACGCUCCAGGAGACAAAAAGGACGAGAAAAAGGAAGAGGCACCAGUGGAGGAGGAAGAGGAGAAUGCUGCAGCAGAGGAGGAGGAGGAGCCAGAGGUUCCAGCAGGGCCACGCCCAGCCAUCUCUGAGCUGGUCAAGAAGGAGAAGAUCACCCCCAUCCCUGACGGCAGCGCUUUCUUCAUCUUCAGCAAGACCAACCCGAUCCGGGUGGGAUGUCAUAGACUCAUCAACCACCACAUCUUCACCAAUCUCAUCCUGGUCUUCAUCAUGCUCAGCUCUGUCUCCCUCGCUGCAGAAGACCCCAUACGCAACUUCUCCGCACGCAACAUCGUCCUAGGCUAUGCAGAUUAUGUCUUCACUAGCAUGUUUACAUUUGAGAUCAUGUUGAAGAUGACCACAUACGGAGCGUUCCUCCAUAAAGGGGCGUUCUGUCGGAACACCUUCAACCUGCUGGAUCUGCUGGUGGUGGGGGUCUCCCUGGUCUCCUUCUGCAUCCAGUCCUCCGCCAUCUCUGUGGUGAAGAUUCUGAGAGUCCUGCGAGUGCUCAGGCCCCUGAGGGCCAUCAACCGAGCCAAGGGCCUCAAGCACGUGGUCCAGUGUGUGUUCGUGGCCAUCAGGACCAUCGGUAACAUCAUGAUCGUCACCACGCUGCUGCAGUUCAUGUUCGCCUGCAUAGGGGUGCAGCUCUUCAAGGGGAAGUUUUACCGCUGCACGGACGAAGCCAAGUCUGGCCCCGACGAUUGCAAGGGCACCUACAUCCUUUAUAAGGACGGGGACGUGAACCAGCCGUUCGUCCAUAAGAGAGUGUGGCACAACAGCGAGUUCAACUUUGACAACGUGCUCAUGGCCAUGAUGGCUCUGUUCACGGUGUCUACCUUCGAGGGCUGGCCUUCGUUGCUCUACAAGGCCAUAGACUCGAACAGGGAGAACCUGGGUCCCAUCUACAACUACCGCAUCGAGAUCUCCAUCUUCUUCAUCAUCUACAUCAUCAUCAUCGCCUUCUUCAUGAUGAACAUCUUUGUGGGUUUCGUCAUCGUCACAUUCCAGGAGCAGGGAGAGAAAGAGUACAAGAACUGUGAGCUGGAUAAGAACCAGCGUCAGUGUGUGGAGUAUGCCCUGAAGGCCCAUCCGUUGAGGAGGUACAUCCCUAAGAACCCCUACCAGUAUAAGUUCUGGUACGUGGUCAACUCCACCGGGUUUGAGUACAUCAUGUUCGUCCUCAUCAUGCUCAACACACUCUGCCUGGCUGUGCAGCACUAUGGCCAGUCUGCGACAUUUAACUAUGUGAUGGACAUCCUCAACAUGGUCUUCACUGCUGUUUUCACUGCGGAGAUGGUGCUCAAACUCAUCGCCUUCAAACCCAGGCACUAUUUCACUGAUGCGUGGAACACGUUUGAUGCCUUAAUUGUAGUUGGUAGCGUCGUUGAUAUUGCUAUCACUGAAGUGAACCCAACGGAGGCUCCUCAGGUGGAUGAGUCGGGGAACACGGAGGACAACGCUCGCAUCUCCAUCACCUUCUUCCGCCUCUUCCGAGUCAUGCGAUUGGUCAAACUGCUGAGCAGAGGGGAGGGGAUCCGCACCCUCCUGUGGACCUUCAUCAAGUCUUUCCAGGCUCUGCCAUAUGUUGCCCUUCUGAUCGCCAUGCUCUUCUUCAUCUAUGCUGUCAUUGGCAUGCAGGUGUUUGGGAAGAUAGCCAUGGUGGACGGCACCCACAUCAACCGGAACAACAACUUCCAGACCUUCCCUCAGGCCGUGUUGCUGCUCUUCAGGUGUGCCACGGGUGAGGCGUGGCAGGAGAUCAUGUUGGCGUGUAUUUCGGGAAAGCUGUGUGACCCAGAGUCGGACUACAACCCUGGGGAGGAGAUGACCUGUGGCGCCAGCUUCGCCUACAUCUACUUCAUCAGCUUCUACAUGCUCUGUGCCUUCCUGAUCAUCAAUUUGUUUGUGGCGGUCAUCAUGGACAACUUUGACUACCUUACUCGCGAUUGGUCCAUCCUGGGUCCUCACCACUUGGACGAGUUCAAGAGGAUCUGGUCUGAGUACGACCCAGAGGCCAAGGGCAGGAUUAAACAUCUGGACGUGGUCACUCUGCUCCGACGCAUCCAGCCUCCCCUGGGCUUCGGCAAACUCUGCCCUCAUAGAGUGGCCUGCAAGAGACUGGUGGCCAUGAACAUGCCUCUAAACAGCGACGGCACCGUCAUGUUCAAUGCGACGCUGUUUGCGUUAGUACGCACCGCCCUGAAGAUCAAAACAGACGGUAAUCUGGAGCAGGCCAACGAGGAGCUGAGAGCCGUCAUCAAGAAGAUCUGGAAGAGGACCAGCAUGAAACUGCUGGAUCAAGUGGUGCCCCCUGCUGGUGAUGAUGAGGUAACCGUGGGGAAGUUCUAUGCCACCUUCCUGAUACAGGACUACUUUAGGAAAUUCAAGAAACGUAAAGAGGAGGGCCUGGUGGGGGUGCACGCCUCCCAGAGCAACACAGCCAUCGCUCUACAGGCUGGCCUUCGCACGCUACAUGAUAUUGGGCCCGAAAUUCGACGAGCGAUAUCAUGUGACCUGCAAGAUGAGGAGCUAGUAGACUUUAUUCCAGAGGAGGACGAGGAGAUUUAUAGGCGCAAUGGUGGCCUGUUCGGUAACCACAUCAACCAUGUGAACGGGGACCACCACCGGCGCUCGUCAGGGCAACAGACCAACACCACCCAGAGGCCCCUGCAGGUGCAGCCACCUCCGCACUAUGCCCACAUGGAGCAGCCGGUGGGGCGUCUCUGCCGGGCCAACGUCAUGUCCCACCAGCACCCCAAUCAGCACCACCACCACCACAACUCCUCAUACGGCAAGUCGCCCAAGUCCACCAACGUCAACCUGAACAACGCCAACGUGUCCAGUCUGCCCAACGGAGGAGGACACCACCACUGUUACUAUGAGUACACUCCGCCCCCCGCCAACGGUUACCCGGGACACUGCGGUGGCCUCUACUACACCGACUUCGACAAGCCGCCACCUCGCGGCACGCCGCAGGGACAAAGGCGCUACUAUGAGACCUAUGUUAGGUCCCACCGGGGAGAUGCCCGCCUUCCCACCAUCCGACGGGAGGAGUUUGAUGAUGACAGGUACUCGGGAGAGUACUACAGCGGGGAGGAGUUCUAUGAGGAUGACAGCAUGUUGUCAGGAGACAGGAGGUCCUAUAUGGAACACGUGGACAGGUACCAGAACAGUGACACGGAGUACGAGACGCCGAGAGGCUACCAUCACCCCAACAGUUACUACAACGACGAUGAGCAACCCCUCUACCAAGACGGAAGGAGGUCGCCUAAGAGACGGAUGCUUCCUGCCACACCCCAAGGUCACAGGAGGCCCUCCUUCAACUUUGAGUGUCUGAGAAGGCAAGGCAGUCAGGACGAGCUGCCACACCAACGCACUGCUCUACCACUGCACCUAAUGCAGCACCAGGUGAUGGCUGUAGCAGGGCUGGACUCCAGCAGAGCCCACCAUCUCUCCCCCUCCCGCUCCACCCGCUCCUGGACCACUCCCCCUGCCACUCCGUCCAGUAAGGAGCAGUCGCCCUACUACACGCCCCUCAUCCGGGUGGAUCACCCCGGACACAGAGUGUCUGAAUCUCCUCUUCUCUUCGGGGAGAAUGCCGUCAGCAGUCAGGUGCCUCUGAGGAAGAGCUCUUGGUACACAGAUGACCCAGAGUACUCCCAGGGGAUCUAUUCCCCCGCCCACCUCCAGGUGGCCCCGGAGUACCACCAGCAGCGCAAUCAGAAGAGCGCCACCAGCUUGGUGGAGGCGGUGUUGAUAUCAGAGGGUCUCGGGAGAUACGCCAUGGAUCCAAAGUUUGUGGCCGCCACCAAGCACGAGAUAGCGGACGCGUGCGAGAUGACCAUCGACGAGAUGGAGAGCGCGGCCAGCCACUUGCUGAGCGCUGGCGUGGCGCCGGCGGUUAACGGGGUCCACGUGUACCCCGUCAUGAGCGAGCGGGACUACGACCUCCAAGACGCCACAGCCAGUUAUAGUGAUGAGGAGCCGGAGGUGGAGCUUAGAGUGGUGUACGAGGAGGACCUGGCAGACGAGAUGAUCUGCAUCACCACUUUAUAGCAUCGGCUGGAGAAUAAACGACUAGAAGUGAACUGCUAGCUGUAUGUACUCUACUUAAUAUAGACUACAGCACCGACAGUGGAAAACCCAAUGAGAAAUGCAUCUAUUGGCUUACGACCAAAAGAAGUGCCUUUUACAUGGAAGAGAAAGGAACCUAUGAGGAGAGAGAGAGAGAGAGAGAGGCACACUGGCUCCGCCCACUUAUCCUGUAACUCGCCCUCUGCCAGCCAGGGCAUUCACGUCAACGUCUGUCAAUCACAGGGCCAGGAACCAAUCCUGGUGCCAGGAAACUAUGCUAGUUCCGCCCUCCCGGACCGGCACUACUGGCACAUGGUGGACCAUGCCCGUAGGUCAUAGGUUACAGUCUGGAAGUGACACAGGCUCAUCAACGAGCCAGUCGCAGAUGAGAACAUGGAGUGUCAGCGGAGGAGGUGGACCUAUUGGCAGAGGGCGUGAGGUACCGGGCCGGGUCAUUAAGGGUGUUGACAAUCAGAUGAAAGAUGUCAUUCCCUCUGUCACUUUAUUAAGGUUUUGGCAUAUCAUGCAAGUUUUCAAUGCAAGCAUAGAAAGGCAUAUCUCCCCCACCUAACCCCCCCUCCCCCUAGCUGUUUUAGUUUAAGAUUAACCAGUUUAAGUAUGCAGGAAAUAUCAGUCACAUUUAUAGCAUCAUCAAACCAGAAUUAUUCACUGAGUGGUUCAAGCCCUGAAUGCUGAUUGGCUGACAGUAUUGGUAUAUCAGACCGUAUGCCACAGGUAUGACGAAAUAUGUAUUUUUGCUGCUCUAAUUACGUUGGUAACCAGUUUAUAAUAGCAAUAAGGCACCUCGGGGUUUGUGGUAUAUGGCCAAUAUACCACGGCUAAGGGCGGUAUCCAGGCGUUGAAUCGUGCGUAAGAACAGCCCUUAGCCGUGGUAUAUUGGAAAUAUACCACACCCCCUCGUGCCUUAUUGCUUAAAUAUACACUUCUGAGGUGACUACUAGCAUUUGGGAUAAAUGCACUAGCAGGCAGGUUGUUUUUAGUCUUAGAAUAGCCUGAGAAUUAAUAUUUCAGAGUAGAUACACUGUAAAUGAAUUGUAUUAUAUUAACAAACAAAAAAAACUUUGUAAAGAGAUGUUCUAUAUUUUGUAAUGAUGUACCAUUUCAAAAGGUCAGCAAUACACUCCGUAAUGAGUCCUAUUAUGCUACCAGGAAAGACGUUCGCUGGUGUUAUUAUUUUAUUAGGUACAAUAUUCUGAGAUGAAUUGGUCCUUUUCUUUGUUGUUGCUCAUAUGCCUUGGCUUGUCUGUGAAAGCGUUGGGUUCUUGGUGUAACAACACAGCUGCACAAGAUAUGCAAAUGUUUUUUGUGUUUUGUUUUUUUAACUUGUUUUAUGAGCGAGGAUAAGAACACGUUGUGCGCCCCUCCAACCACACCCAGUACCACAACGUUAAGUCCCCCUUUUUUACUAAGGGCAUCUUUGUUGGACUUGAAGUUAGCUAGGCUUCAAGGAGGCUACUCCACCUUAAUAAAGAUGUGAUGAUAAACAUUUGUGUUUGCAUAUGUUGUGCAGGGCAGGUGCACAGCACGGGAAGGUCAAAUGCUUUAGUGCAUUGACAACGCUGCUUCACUCAUUUUGAGAUUCAUUCUACAACUUCAUUCAUCUCAUCUAUAUCCCAACUGAAAUGCCUUCUGCUGCUGAUAGAAAACGGGAUGAUCGAAGAAGUGAGAUGAACGGGAAUCUCUGUCGUUCCUCAAUGCUUGUGUUGGGAUUAUUCCUCAAUAUAUGAUUCAUGUCAGUUAAUUCCACCGAACCCUUUCGAACGGAAUCAUCCUAAUCACUUGGUCUUCAUGUUGCUGUGUGAGGCUUGUGACAGACUGAGCCUGUGUGAGCCAGGAUAGACCGGAUUGGCAUGGUAGCUGACUGGUGAGGCACGUAAUUCAUCAGGGGUGUUCACAGGACAGAUGAGACGUUAAUGAGGCAUCAUGGUCUAGGUGGGUCCACAGUCUCUGCCAUUGUUCUCUUUUUUUUCUGUUGUGUUGUCGUGUCUUAUUGGGUUUAAGCUGAGAGAGAGGCUAAGCAAUACUAAACCCCACUCUUCUCGGUGUCUCUCUCUCCGGCUUCUCUCUGCAUACGCUAUACCACGUGGUGGUCCAGCACCGUCUGGGGAAAACAUAUCAGCCUCCCUCUCAAUCAACCAGUCUCUUUCCCACAGCGAGCUUCUCCUUCCGAUGAGAAGGGAGCGUUUGUACUGCGGCUCGUUUUUACCAGAAAACUCCACUCUUGUGGCUCUUGACGAAAGUUGAAAAUUGAUGGACCACAAAAUGACUUUACGCAAACAGACAAAAAUAUAGACGACAAAGGAUCAAGCUUUUUUCCCCAGGCGCUGCCCAGGAGAUUUUGAAUAAGCUCAGACGAUGGGUAGGUGAGGAGACGUGUGAUCUGUAGUUCAUGAGGGUUUGAUUUGUAGUUCACGAGUUCGCAAUGCGUUCUCAGUCAACCGAAUACUGUCAUGAAAAUGUAGGUUUUCCACUUUGCGUGCACAUUGAAAGGGCUCUUUGAAUCGUUUGUGAGUUAAAAAAAAAAAGUGUUCUGGUCUUUUUGUUGAUAACUAUCUUGUGAAAGGACCAAUGCGAAUUCCAGGCACAUUGUACUAUUCGUAGCAAUUACUGAACUGAAAAUAUGCAUUGUUUUUUAAACACUUGUGUUAAGCAAAAGAUAAAACCAAUUUACUUUUACAUCAUGUCAGGGAUUCCUGAAAAAAGAAAAGAGAAAAUGAGUUGGUUCUAUACCAAUGGUAUUUAAAUAUUAGCACAUAGCUGUUUGUCUUUGCACAAGUAACUGUAUAGUACCAAUGUUUCUCAUUUUUCUAUACAAAUGUUUGUGUAUUAAGGUGAGACAAUUUUGUACUUUUUUGUGACUGUGUGUAUGGUUUAGUGAAAUCUAUAUUUGUCAUUUACACCUCACCUUACAUUGCUGGGACAGAAAUAUGAAAGAACCAAUGAAAUAAAACAUUUUCAAGGUGCACUGUUCCUCUGUUUGCGGGUUAAAAAUGGUCAUAUACCUGUGGUAAUAUACCAGUUUACAGAGAAAGACUUGUUGCAUCGUUUUCAUUCUAUUAUUAUAAUUAUUAUGAUUACUAUUACUACUAUUACUGUUAUUAAAUAUGUAAUAAAACAAAUGUAUGGAAAGACCCGUGGCAAUGUUCUCUACUUGAAAGUCCCCAAAAAUUUGCUCUGUGAUGUUUUAUUCAGUAAACAUGAUUUCUCUUAGUAGCAAAUGUGUUAUUUUGACAUUCUAGGUUUUGUAUUAACACAUUUUGUUGUUGUAUUUUCCCAUUUUAUUUUGGCCUUGAAUUCAUUUGAAUCGAUAAUAUUUUAUUUUCUAAUGAUUAUUACUGAAUAAACUUACACUGAAAUUC